AUGGAGAAAACCGCAAUUUUUGGAUUUAAUUGUAAGUCUUUUCGUACCCAAUCAUUUCUUGCAGUAAAACAACCUGUUGUUAAAUAUAUUGAUAAGAUCUUUGACGUUCUUGAUGAUGAAAUAUUAAAAUCACAUGCCUAA
This is a messenger RNA of Dentiscutata erythropus, 141 nucleotides long. The record is from the annotation of a GenBank genome assembly. Lineage: Eukaryota; Fungi; Glomeromycota; Glomeromycetes; Diversisporales; Gigasporaceae.